Messenger RNA from Gasterosteus aculeatus aculeatus (three-spined stickleback), 2168 nucleotides. The record is from RefSeq and is a predicted model, not a curated record. NCBI's taxonomy places the organism in Eukaryota, Metazoa, Chordata, Actinopteri, Perciformes, Gasterosteidae.
GCGUACACGCUGUCAAAUCAAGCUGGAAAAGCCAACACAUCAGCCGGCUGAGAGAGACUGCUGGAUCGUCUACCGUUAGCCUAUGUUACAAUUUCGUUUGGUUUAAUCGAUUAUUUUCACGUUUUAAGAACUGAUAUUAUAGUCGUGGUUAAUUAGAUCUUUGCCCCUCGCUGAAAAUGGCUGAUCCCAAAUACGCCAACUUGCCAGGAAUUGCCUUCAAUGAGCCGGAUGUUUACGAGACCGGUGACCUUCCAGAAGAUGACCAGGCUCAGUUUGAGUCGGAGCUGGAGGAGCUCUGCAGCGACAGCGUGGAGAGGAUUGUGGUCAACCCCAACGCCGCCUUUGACAAGUUCAAAGACAAGCAUGUCAACACCAAGGGGCUUGACUUCUCAGACACAAUCAGCAGAAGCCGAAGAGUGGGCUAUGAGUCGGGAGAAUUUGAAAUCCUUGGAGAGGGCUGUGGAGUGAAGGAGACGCCGCAGCAGAAGUACCAGCGCUUGGUGAACGAGAUCCAGGAACUCACCCAGGAGGUGGAUGCCAUCCAGUCUGCCACAAAGGAAACCAACGCAGAGGAGCGCCUGACCCCGGUGGUCCUCGCCCAGCACGCAGCGCAGCUCAAACAGCAGCUGGUUUCGGCCCAUCUGGACUCGCUGCUGGGGCCACACGCACACAUCAAUCUGUCGGACCCAGACGGAGCGCUGGCCAGGCGUCUGCUCACCCAGCUGGAGUGUGCCAAGGGCGGCCGCGGCAGCGCCACCGGGGACAGCAAGCCGCCGGCCUCCGCUAAGGGCCCCGAUGGAGUGGUGCUCUACGAGCUACACAGCCGACCAGAGCAGGAGAAAUUCAAUGAAUCUGCCAAGAUGGCGGAACUGGAGAAGCGUCUAGCUGAGCUGGAGAUGGCUGUUGGCUCCGGAUCAGACAAGCAGGGACCUUUGAGUGCUGGCGUACAAGGAGCCAGUUUGAUGGCCACCAUAGAGCUCCUGCAGGCGAGGGUCAGCGCACUAGACUCAGCUACUCUGGAUCAGGUGGAGGCCAGGCUGCAGAGUGUCCUCGGGAAGAUGAAUGAGAUUGCUAAACACAAGGCAGCGAUCGAGGACGCCGAGACACAAAACAAGGUGUCGCAGCUCUAUGACGUGGUGCAGAAGUGGGAUUCCAUGUCCACUUCUGUGCCUCAGGUGGUGCAGAGGCUCGUCGCUGUAAAGGAGUUGCAUGAGCAAGCGAUGCAAUUUGGCCAGCUAUUGACCCACCUGGACACCACUCAGCAGAUGAUCAACAACUCUCUGAAGGACAAUAACACCCUGCUAACACAGGUCCAACAGACAAUGAAGGAAAAUUUGGGGGCUGUAGAGGAGAACUUUGCUGCACUAGAUCAGAGGAUGAAGAAGCUCUCCAAUUAAACGGUGGCAGACUUUGGACCGGUCCGGGAGACGAGUGUUGAACAUGGACAAAUGGGAGCGGACCAGAGUAAACAGAGGAGGGAUUUGGGUUUUUUAACUCUGUCCUUACUGGCCAUCGCUCGCUCUCUCUCUCAAUCCUUCUCUCUCUCUCUCUCUCCCGCGCUCCUCUUCGCCUCUGCCUUUUUUCACAAAGUGGAAUGUUAGAAAGAUGGAAUGACAAACAAAACAAAAUGAGACUAAAUGUUCUGGUCCAAACCUCCUUUCCUCGUCCUUUCUCCUGCAUCAAAUUGACAUCAACACAUUUGUUCAUUCUCUACCUGCCACUGAUUGCAGUCCCCCGUUAAAAACAAUCCAGUCUAAAACUUGAACUUAUUAGUAGUAUUAAACAGAUAAGAAAUUUCUCCAUUCCUUUUGACCUUUAUACUAAAUAUUCAAAUUUGAUCACAGUAAUGUUGGGUUGAUGGAGCGCACAUUAAAGAGGUUGUAAUCUGUGUAAAGACAAUAAAAUCAAGAUCUAUUGUCUUCUAGUGUUGUUGAGGGAGCACAUCUGUGCGAGUGUGUAAUGGCAAAGUCACGUAGGGAAAGCUUGUAAAUAUGCCUGUGUACCUUAUCGUUUCUUCACGCUCAGUCACUUGUAACUAUAUUAUUAUGACUGAGACCAGAAACCACAGAUAAACUUUUAAUCUUCUUUGUCCUUGCCUACGAGUCAACUGUAUUUACAUCUGUGGUCAUGGAAACGGAUCAAUAAAAAGUGAGAUAAGCUUGCAAACA